AUGGUUCAACUCAGCCUUCGUUUCACACUGCUCCUUGCACUCUCCCUCAUCGCCGUAGCGUCCCCGACACCUAUCGCCGCCCCUGCCAACAAUACUAGCCCGGGUCCUGCUUCUGUUCUGCCCAAUAUAGCGAGAGAUAACCUCGUUGCUUCAGCUCGCAGUGAUGACAAGACAUAUCACUCCCGCUCCACGUUCGACGAUGGCCAAUACCACCCUGACCCCAAGUUUGAUGAUGGUCAAUAUCACCCCGACUCCAAGUUUGACGAUGGUCAGUACCACCCCGACCAAAAAUUCGAUGAUGGAAAAUACGAGGGAAAGCGAUCCCUGAAACUUCGGUAUGAUGACGGCGACGACCAAAACAACGACGAUCAAGACGGUCACGACGACGGUCAACAGCAUUCAGUCAUUUCGUUCGAUGAUGGACAGGACCAACGCCCCAAUGUCGAUGAUAAUGGCCGGUACCACAGAGAAGGAAAGUACAAUGAACAGUAUCACCACCCUAAUUCUGGUAUGAGGCAUUCGCGUCGGAACAGUAACGAAAUGUACCACCCGAGCCCCAAAGCCGAUAACGGCCAGUAUCAUCCCGAUCCAAAGUUCGACGAUGGGCAGUACCACCCUGGCCAGAAACAUGCCCAACCGCACAGUCCCGCUCGUAGGUACGAUGACGGACAAUAUCAUCCCGAUCCCAAGUUGGACAAUGGACAAUACCAUCCUGAUCCAAAGUUCGACGAUGGGCAGUACCACCCUGGCCAGAAACAUGCCCAACCGCACAGUCCCGCUCGUAGGUACGAUGACGGACAAUAUCAUCCCGAUCCCAAGUUGGACAAUGGACAAUACCAUCCUGAUUCAAAGUUCGACGAUGGGCAGUACCACCCUGGCCAGAAACAUGCUCAACCGCACAGUCCCGCCCGUAGGUACGAUGACGGACAAUAUCAUCCCGAUCCCAAGUUGGACAAUGGACAAUACCAUCCUGAUUCAAAGUUCGACGAUGGGCAGUACCACCCUGGCCAGAAACAUGCUCAACAGCACAGUCCCGCCCGUAGGUACGAUGACGGACAAUAUCAUCCCGAUCCCAAGUUGGACAAUGGACAAUACCACCCUAAUCCCAAAUCUGACGAUGGGCAGUACCACCCAGCAGGGAAAGAGGAGCACGGACCUGUCAAAACUAAUACUCCUGCUCCUGCGGCUACACCCAACCGUUCUCCCGCACCUUCGAAGAACAACUCGAAUGAAAAAACCUUGCUUAAGGAAGGCAGUGCAGAUGUAUUGAUGUAG
This is a messenger RNA of Serpula lacrymans var. lacrymans S7.9, 1275 nucleotides long. RefSeq lists its product as uncharacterized. The transcript has 2 exons. Bases 1 to 1275 code for a protein of 424 amino acids. The record is from RefSeq and is a predicted model, not a curated record. NCBI's taxonomy places the organism in Eukaryota, Fungi, Basidiomycota, Agaricomycetes, Boletales, Serpulaceae.